Molecule: messenger RNA, 2990 nt
Organism: Electrophorus electricus (electric eel)
Lineage: Eukaryota; Metazoa; Chordata; Actinopteri; Gymnotiformes; Gymnotidae
Gene: errfi1b
Product: ERBB receptor feedback inhibitor 1b
Biological process (GO): regulation of keratinocyte differentiation; negative regulation of epidermal growth factor receptor signaling pathway
Source: RefSeq, a predicted model, not a curated record
AAUUCUGUUUUGAAAUGUUUAUAUACAUAUGGACAACUAUCAGAUUGUCGAUAAUUAAUCUGAAAGCCAUGUUUAUGUUUUAUUAUAACUUACUGGUAUAUAAUACUGAAUCGGAGCUAUGUGUUACGUGAGUAAUCUACAUGUAGGAUGAGUCUCACCUGAGUCACAGCCGGGUUUGGGGAGCUGUCAUCUGUGGGUGUGAGCACGUAAAGUGACUACAGAUUAGAAGCGGACAAAACCUGUUGAAAUAAUUUGGUACUACGGUAGUAUACUGUAUCUUCGGAAACAUGUUUACGCGUAUUUGUACUUUUAUUCAACUAAGAUGUUGAUGGUAGACUAGUAAACUGAUUUGACACACUUUUCAAUACAUCGUUCCGGGUAAAUAUUGAUGCGAGCUUUGAAACUAUGAAAAACAAUGCACGAGGCUUGUUGACAGAUGGAUCCACUGAGUUUAUCAUUUACUUCAUUGAGAGGGUCAAAUCUCAGCACGUCCCUUAGGUGAUAAAACUAACGCGCCAUGAAGGAGCGAGACGGAAAGACUAAUACAAAGGCAUAGAAUGGAGUGUCAAAGGAUCUGAAUGGGAUAUGGAGGCUUCUGUAUUAUGAAUUGUAGUGUACCGGUCUGAGAGCCUGGAGUAUCUGUUUAAAGUAUGACUUCAGCCAGGUCGUGCUGGGAUCAGCAUCAUGAUAUGAACAGCAUGUACUUCUGUUUCGAUGCUGACUUCACAGAUCACAACCUUAAAAAAAUGCAUCAACAUGGCCCAGGUUCGCUGGGCCUUGAAAGUAGGAUGUUUGGCUCAUGCUCAUCACGUAGCCCUACACACCUGUGUCGGCGUUUGAAGAGUACUGAUCAGACAAAGCUCCUCCUGCCCUCCCUAGACAGCCCUCCGGAGGGUGACCAGGUUGUCCCGUCCUUCCAGAAACUCUCUGUUUAUGAACAGACACCCUUGUAUUCUCCCCGGAGAUGCUCCAAGCCGCUCCCUCCUCUCCCAGACAUGGAGGAUCAGUCCUCGGACGAGGCCGCCGACAACGAGGUGGAGUUCUUUUCCAGCACCAGUGAGAGCCAGCAGCUGGUGUGUGAGCAUGCUUCGAAACCCUCAGCCUUCCGCUACGGCAUGCCAGGCAGGCGGAGUUUCCGUGGCUGCGGGCAGAUCAACUACGCCUACCAUGACGGCCUGCGGGAGCAAGGGAAAGCAAGUGGACAGAAGCCCGAGCGGGAGCAGGUCCGAGACUCACUCAAGCAGCAAGAAAGGCCCCAGCGCAAGCUGCGCCGCUCCCACUCCGGUCCUGCUGGCUCCUUUAAGCCUCCCAGCCUGCGACACAAAGGCCUUGAGCCUCCUCCUCAGGAGAAGCCCGUGGUGCCUCCCCGCGUCCCCAAGUGCUCUUGUCCCAAAACAAGCACUGGCGAGCAAGACAUGGACCAACCUCCUGAAAUCCCGCCAAGAGAGCCCAUCUUUUACAGCCUCCCACGUGCUCCUAGUCCCAAGAGUCUGCCAAUUUAUGUCAACGGAGUGAUGCCUCCUACUCAGAGUUUCGCCCCAAAUCCUAAAUAUGUAAGCAAGGCCCAAUACAGACAGAACUGUGAGGGUUUGUCAGCUUCCCGCAGCCCGUGUAUUCUGCCCAUCAUGGAGGAUGGGAGGAAGGCUAGUGCUACUCAUUACUUCCUCCUUCCAAAGCGUCCAGGCUACUUGGACAAGUAUGAAAGGUUUUUCAAGGAGUCGGACUCGGAAGCAGCACACAAUGGUUUCUAAGCCUUACUGUUGGUAUUGUAGUAGUUAGAAGCCCUCAAUUUACUUGCAAGAUGUGCAAAGACUGACUGAUGCUAACAGUAUUUAGGUGUUUGUUUUAUUGAUCAGUACACUGUGCCACCUCAAGAGAAACUGCCAGGUCAUAAAUGCUGGACAUUGUUGAGCCAUUUUUCUGUUUUGUUAGCUAGUUUGUUUGAUCAUUACACCAAUGUCUUGAUUAUACAUGUUUAAUGUUACUCAGUUUCAAGUAUUCCUUUUUGAAGGACUUAACAUUGCUUUUUCUGUGAUUUAAAUGCAACAUUUGAUUGGUAUAAGCUGGUCUUGUACUAUAAAUUGCAUAAAUAUUCUUGAGUUGAGCACUUUGUAAUUCUGUGCUGUGUGGUUCUCAGAGUUUGUUCUAUUUACAGCUGUUGGUUGUAGUAUGUUCUAAUGUAGUAUUUGCACUCAACAGGGUAGAUGCAUAGAGUAUGUUGAUGAUGAAUCAAGUACAAAUUAUUAGAUUCGCAAGAAAUGUCUGAAUAUGUCUGUGGUUGUUAUUCAGAUACUCAUGGCCUGUUUUCUGACUAUUUUCCACUUAUACAAAGUGUUGUAAGAAAAAUGACAGCAUGACGUUCUCUAAUUAAAUAAUGCUACUUAUUACUAACAGAGUGUGCUUAAAAUAUUGACUUGUGCUACUAUUUGGAUUUAUGUCUAAUGUAUUUUAGCAAUGUAAUACAAAUGAGAACUCAGGAGAUGCUUAUUACAAUUGGAAGAAGUUCUAACUGUCCUUAAAGAAAUGUCUCGAAUGCACCAUAAUUGGCAUCUUUUCCUUUCUGAACCUCAAGUGAUAUUUGCACUGCUGAAGUGUUGGUUACAGCCUGCGUACUGGAUUUGAGGAAAGGCGAACAGCGGUAUUCCUUAUUACUCUCUCAAUCUGUACUUUAACACGUACAUGUCGUACACUUACCCACCCAUUUACUCACUCUUGUUGUUUGCUUAGUUUAGAUCAUUCUGAGAUGAUUAAGCCAGUCAUGUGACACCACAUUUGUUUACACUAUUUACUGCUAUCUCCAUUGUAACAGAAACUGAAAUUGUAUUUAUCCAUGGCUUAUUUAUUCAUAUAUGAAGACUUAUGAUCAUGGGAUUAUUUUUUUCUGUGGAUGCACUGCAAUGCACUGUCUUUGGAAAUGUACAGUAUUUGAGUAGUUUUCCACACAUCUAUGGUCUAUUUAAAUAAAGUGAAUUAUUUAUCAGUAAAUUCAA